Molecule: messenger RNA, 237 nt
Organism: Closterium sp. Naga37s-1
Lineage: Eukaryota; Viridiplantae; Streptophyta; Zygnematophyceae; Desmidiales; Closteriaceae
Source: the annotation of a GenBank genome assembly
CUCCCUCAGCUGCCAAAUAUCUCUGCGCAAGCACCCGAGCCUUUGGCACAAGAAGCCAAGCCUUUGUUGAGCCUUCCUGGUCCCACAGGCAGCAGUACCAUAUGUCCUGAUGCCAAGACAUUCUUAUCUUACCUUCGACAUGUUCAUUUCACGGCCAUAAAUCGUCAGCCUAUCAGGGAACUGUUAUCUUACUUCCAGCGUGUUCCUGAUGCAAGCAUGGCUCAUCAGCUUCUGAUG